Messenger RNA from Sebastes umbrosus (honeycomb rockfish), 560 nucleotides. RefSeq names its product small nuclear ribonucleoprotein polypeptide G (gene snrpg). Gene Ontology annotation, molecular function: RNA binding. The transcript has 4 exons. Gene Ontology annotation, biological process: mRNA splicing, via spliceosome; spliceosomal snRNP assembly. NCBI's taxonomy places the organism in Eukaryota, Metazoa, Chordata, Actinopteri, Perciformes, Sebastidae. The record is from RefSeq and is a predicted model, not a curated record. The coding region runs from base 122 to 352 and encodes 76 amino acids. Gene Ontology annotation, cellular component: U4 snRNP; U5 snRNP; precatalytic spliceosome.
ACAAGCCCAUGACGGAAGUCUGCUGGUGAACUUCCGGUCCAGCAGCACGCUUUCCUUCCGCGGUUUUGUGAAACGACCAACCUACGAACAACUGUGUCGGCUUUUAGGAAACAAAGACAACAUGAGUAAAGCACAUCCCCCAGAGUUGAAGAAGUUCAUGGACAAGAAGCUUUCCUUGAAGUUGAAUGGAGGCAGACACGUGCAGGGCAUCCUGCGCGGGUUCGACCCCUUCAUGAACCUGGUGGUGGAUGACUCCCUGGAGAUGGGCCCAGGAGGACAACAGAACACCAUCGGCAUGGUGGUCAUCAGAGGAAACAGCAUCAUCAUGUUGGAGGCCUUGGAGAGAGUAUGACAGAAGAGCAGACGGCUGCACAUGGAGAAGAGAAUGAUCCACACUUUUUUACAUGGUGUUAUCCCUUUCACUUGUUUGUUUGAACGAGGCGAAACAAUUGUGUGUCUUUGAGUUGUAAAAUGUCGAUCUGAUUUCCAUUGACCGGGAUGUUUUGUUUAGACAUAUUUUGAAUUGCAUAAUCUUGUGAAUAAAUCUGUUUUUCUUUGUA